AUGAAUGAUUCUAUCGACGUGAACAUGACAGAGCUACUACAAAGUCUGACCUCUGACAACAGCACUACGCGUCAACUUCGUCUCGACUCUAGGUCGCUCAUCACAUCUGCCACAAUGUUUGCUGUUGGCGUCCUUGGAAACCUCGUAGCGAUUGUGGUUCUCUGUAUCUCGAAGAAGGAACAAAAGGAAACUACUUUUUAUACUUUGGUAUGUGGCAUGGCCAUCACGGACCUUUUGGGAACCUGUUUCACAAGUCCAGUUGUAAUCGCAACAUACGUUGCAGGCAGGUGGCCGGGCGGUGCACUAUUGUGCCAUUUCUUCUCCUUUUCCAUGUUGUUUUUCGGAUCCGCUGGAAUGUCUAUAUUGUGUGCCAUGUCGGUGGAGCGAUAUCUUGCCAUUAACCACGCUUACUUCUACUCACAGUAUGUGGACAGAACGAUGGCCCGUUUCGCUCUUAUGGCCACUUAUCUCGCGAACAUAGUGCUUUGCAUUAUGCCUAGCUUUGGUUUCGGCGAACACGUUAGACACUUCCCUGGAACUUGGUGUUUUUUAGAUUGGCGGGCGAGAAAUUCACUCGGAGCAUCUUAUUCGUUCUUAUACGGAGGAUUCAUGUUAAUGCUCAUUGCCGUGACUGUCCUGUGCAAUUUCGCUGUUUGCCGGUCACUUGUGGUGAUGAAUCAGAGGACACGCAUCGUACGAGCUGAGUUAUCCGGCCAAGCAGGGUCGAAACGCAGAUUCCCAAAGUUACCGUCAGUUGCGUCUGCGGCAGAGAUCCAAAUGUUCUGGCUGUUAAUUCUCAUGACCAUCGUGUUCCUUGUCUGUUCCAUCCCUUUGGUGGUGCGGAUCUUUGUGAAUCAACUGUAUGGUCCUGCCCACAUUUCUGCUGGGGGAAAGCCAGAUUAUCGGAGUGAUCUCCUUGCCAUCCGAUUCGCCUCUUUCAACCCAAUACUGGACCCAUGGGUUUACAUCUUGUGUAGAAAGAACCUGUUGACUAAAGGUUGUGACCGGUUCAAGCGCACAGCUGGACAGAGAAAGGGAAACCAUGCGCGCAAUUUGGGUUGGGUAGGUCGGCACUCACCUCCAUCAUUAGUGCACAGCAACGAAACCAGCUACGCAUCUUUACGCGCGGGAACUUACAAGAAUGACUUAGAAAAACGGGCAGCAAACAAAACAAAGUCUUUUGUGGACUUUACGCUUCGGCACGCAUGGGAAUUUGACACGGCGCUUGCAAAUUUCCAUCCAUUUAGCGUUGAGCAGGGCACAGUAAUCGGUUUUGACGGUGAGAUAGAAUCGCGCUCCGAAUUAACAAAAUCCAUGAGAUGCGUUGACCCGCUACCACCAAUUUGCGCUCAAGAUACCGUUCAAGAAAACAAAGUUGAGAUCGUCACGUGCACUUUUAGCACACCCAGUUCCUGCAUAUCCGAAAAGUGCCUUGGAUAA
Chanos chanos (milkfish) is the source of this 1440-nucleotide messenger RNA. RefSeq names its product prostaglandin E receptor 4 (subtype EP4) c (gene ptger4c). Bases 1 to 1440 code for a protein of 479 amino acids. Gene Ontology annotation, biological process: cellular response to prostaglandin E stimulus; negative regulation of inflammatory response; adenylate cyclase-activating G protein-coupled receptor signaling pathway. The record is from RefSeq and is a predicted model, not a curated record. Gene Ontology annotation, cellular component: plasma membrane. NCBI's taxonomy places the organism in Eukaryota, Metazoa, Chordata, Actinopteri, Gonorynchiformes, Chanidae. Gene Ontology annotation, molecular function: prostaglandin E receptor activity. The transcript has 2 exons.